UCGAGAUUCCCUAUGCCCCCAUGAGCAACCGGAACCCAAGUGCAAACUACCAGCAGGGCGCGCAGCCCCCUCUUCCGGGACAGAAUGCGUACGGACAGACACCAGAGCAGGCGGCCGCUCAUGCCGCUGCGUGGGCAGCCUACUACCAGUCCCAGGGCAUGACUGCUCCUCAGGGGCAUAGCGCACCAACAACCCCCGCGCAGGCUCCUUUAGCUGGUGCCCCCGCCGCUCAGAAUCCCUACGCAAACUAUGGAUAUGGUGCAGGCGCUCAGCAUAACAAACCGCAGCCACCUGCCGCUGGUCCUUCCCUGCAAUCGUAUAGACCACCGGCAAGCAACCAGGCGUUCGCCACUGCCUCUACUCAGCCUUCUCUGGCGUACCCACAGCAACAGACAUAUCCUGCUCAGCCACAGUAUUCUCAGGCAGGGUACCAGCCCGGUCGACCGCCCUACCAACAACCUGCUCCGCCAGCUCAGCAGCCGUAUGCUUGGCAGGCUGGACAGCAACCUCAGAUACAGCCUGGACAGCCUGCCUACCGUCCCCCUGCCCAGCCUCAGCAACCUUACCCCAGCUAUGCGGCCCAGCCGGCAGGACCUUACUACCCUCCGGUUCAGCCUCAACCUACCCCUUAUACGCCUCCCCAGCCCUCUGUACAGUCGCCUUAUCGCCCGCCAAUGGGCGGCCCCAAUAUGUCGUCACCCAUGCAAUCGCAGCCCACGCAAUUUCGCCCCCCUGCACUGCUAGGCAACCAAGGCAGACCGCCUCGCCCGCCCAUGAGCAACCAGCCUGGUGGAGGAGGAGGCGGAGGAUUCCCGCCUGCAAAGAGGCCGAGGUUUGAUGGACCAGGCGGGGGAGGAAACAAGAUGACCCAAGGCCGGCCGCCCAACAACGGACCACAGGGUCCCCCGACAGGCCAACGCAAUGUAAGUCGUCCCAACCUCCCCAUCAACCGGCCGCCUAUCCAUCUCGGCGCCGGUCCUCCACUUGCUUCGGGCCCUGGUGGUCCAAGUGGAGUGUUUGCACCUCCCUCUGGUCCUGGUCAGCCGAAGGCUGGGCCGAUGCGAGGCAACGACAGUCGAAGAGGCAGAGGUGGUAUGAUGAAUGCACCUCGGGGUCCAGCAACGAUGCGUCGCCCCGACGGUUCUUUCGCGCCUUCAGCUUUCUCUAAGGGUGUCGCCCCGGGUGCUGGGAAGAAUUUGUUUGACAAACGGGGUAACAAGAAGCUUGGUGGGGCUGUACAGGGGAAGGAUAUGGUUAAGGCGACGAUGACUGAUUGGAGGAUUGUGGGUAUCGAGAUGAAAGAGCUGGGAUGGGCUUGGGGAAUCGUCGACGGGCAGAAGGCCGAGGCCGAGAGCGAGGUCAAAGUGGAAGGGCAAGAGCCUGUUGUAAACACGAAUGGCGAGGCUGAGGCCAAGGUCGAGCUCACAGAAGCCGAGCCUGCCAAACCUACUGAAAGCGCCUCUGCUCUUAUUCCUGCUGUUGAAUCCUCAGAAUCUGCUCCCAUCAAAUCUGAGCCUUCAUUGGAACCUCAGACAGAAACCUCUCUGGCCUCCAAGGUCGAAAGCGAGGCCGCCAUUGCAGCGGCCGUUGCGGAAGAGAGCGAGAAGGAAAAACGUGGCGAAAAACGCAAAGCAAAGAGUCCUGAUACUGAAGAUGGAGACGAACACCACUCAGCUAAGCGCUCAAUCCCCUUCAAACCGAUGACUCCUGUCACCGCAGAUCUUGCCCUUCCUCCCUCUACAUCGGCUGCCACCACUCCUCAGCAGGUUUCGCAAUCUACAAGUGAAUCUCCCAUAAAGACCACAAACGAUAUCGCGAAAGAUCUCCUUGCCAAAUACGAAAACAACUCCAACAGACUCAGGAUCUACUUUGACUCACCCCCCGAACUCGACCGAGCGCCCAAGGUCAAGAAGACGCCUGUCAAGGCCAAGGAGGGUCAGGAAGGGAGGGGUAACAAGCGAUUCAGGAGCGUCAGUGUUUCUGCCUCAGUGGUCGAGGAGAAGGAAGGAGAUGAGGCACAGGGUGAGGAGGAGCGCAGUGUGGAGGCUGCAGUGCCAGCUCAGGAGCAAAAUGAGACCGAGCAGGGUGACGAUCAAGCACAAGAAGACGUCGAUCAUAGCUUGGGAUUGGGCGAGGACGUCCUUGCCGCUUCCAGUGUCAAUGAUACUGCAAAUGGCUCUGCAGCCGUCGCCACUUCCGAUAUCCACAACACGGCAGAUACCCAGGCAUCAGAGGAGCAGCCUACAGCAGAGCUGCUGCCAGAACAUUUCGAGUAUCCUGCGCCUCUUGCGGAGGAAACUCAUGCAGAGGUCGAGGCCAAGGAGGAAGUGGGUGAUGGUGAUGUGUCCAUGCGGACGGAGAAGGGCGAUGGUCUUGCAGAUUCCACAGCUGUAGACCCAUUGCAGGCGGAGAUGGUCAAAAAAUCUUUGCCUGGCACGUCUGGGGUGAAUGGAGACUCAAUGCCACCAGAACCUGUCGAGAAAUCUGCUGCUGAUGCUGCCGAGUCUAUCGAAUCCCAGAACGAGGGCAAGAGCAAGACAAACGAGGAGGUGGAGCAGUCCGCCGAUGACAAAAAGCACGGUAUUGAUGAAGAGGAUCAAGCAGCCAAAGACGCCAAAGACGUAUCUGAAGCAGCCGUCGCCGCAGCCGCCUUGGCCGAGUCUGCCACCAAUGCCGCGUCAGCCUAUAAAUCCCGUGCCCGUCGACACUCUUCUGUCUCCACAUCCUCACACGCUCCUGCCGAGAGACAUCCUAAAUCCGCCAACGCAGCGAGCCCAGGGGUGAGCUGGAAUAGAUUGUCGGUCGUGUGGGAACAAUCGACGAGGAGGUUAUGUUUUGAUGCGGAGGUGGUAGAGAAGGUAAGGAUAUGGAGGCAGGAGGGAAAGAUUGAGGUGGAGUUGAAGGAGGGUGAAAUGGAAGAGAAGGCACAAGAGACGACGGAAGAAAAGAGGGAAAAAGAGACAGAAGGAAAGACGGAAGAAGAGACAGAACAUGAAAUGGUGGAAAACAGGAAUAACCUUAAAGAGGAUAACAAGGAGGGUGUAAAAGAAAGUGCGGGCGAAUGGAAGGGACUGCCGAAAGGGAUCAUGAUGGAAUUGUACAGUCCCUCAGAGCAACGCUUCCUUCCAUACACCUCGCCUUCUGAUGACCCCUCCGUUCCACCCCUUCACCUCAUAUCGUCCACCCUCGCAAACAUCAACUCUCCUGUCGUUGUGACCGUACACCUCAAUACCAAAAAUGCGCUGAGCGAGCCAAAGUGGUUAAAGUCAAAUCAGGCGGACGCUUGGUUGUUCGAGCAGUUUGAGAGCAGAAAGGGCGUUGAUGCAGGGUGGCGGGGCAAAUUGGAGGUCAUGGACCCGGAUCCUGCGCCUACGCUGCCAGGUAUAAUGGACGGAUGGGCUAGCAGCUGCACUCUAGGCACCCCUUCCUCUCGUCGCGCGUUCACAUCCUUCCUCUCGUCCUCUCCGGAUGAUCUUCUUGAGAUCCUCCUUCGCCUUGGGCGUGGCGACCGUAAUGCCACCCUCGGGUCAUCGUCUUCGCCAUCUUUCGGCCCUCUUGCCACCCUCAUUCGCCCCGACUCGCCUUUUGCCAACCAUCAGACCCACGUCAGUCUGGCCAUUUUGGCCAUGUAUAGGCUAACGACGGACAUGGCGGAGAAGGCAGGGGCGAAGAAGGAGGCGGUGGAGGAGAAGGUGGGAGAUAUCAUUAGGAGCUUGCCAGGUGCUUUGGUCGCCAAGUCGUUGGAUGGCUUGUUCAGAGAAUGGCAGGGGUAAAUGCGGUGAUCUCUAGUUGGUCUGUGAUAGAAAGGCCUCAUAUGUUGAACUAGUAUCAAGUCUUGCAAAUGUAUAUACAUGCCAACCCGCGCCGAGACCUCUCGUCGACCGAGGCCAUGUUGUGCAUUUGCAGCGAAUGCGAGG
Messenger RNA from Cryptococcus amylolentus CBS 6039, 3917 nucleotides. RefSeq lists its product as hypothetical. Bases 21 to 3773 code for a protein of 1250 amino acids. The transcript has 5 exons. The record is from RefSeq and is a predicted model, not a curated record. Lineage: Eukaryota; Fungi; Basidiomycota; Tremellomycetes; Tremellales; Cryptococcaceae.